Molecule: messenger RNA, 1070 nt
Organism: Rotaria sordida
Lineage: Eukaryota; Metazoa; Rotifera; Eurotatoria; Philodinida; Philodinidae
Source: the annotation of a GenBank genome assembly
ACAUUUAGUUGAGCAAAAAAACUAAAUAUAAGCUAACAACACCUGCUGAAGCUCAAUCAUCAAAAACUGAAUUUGACAAUUUACAUAUUAAUUCAAAUGUUUUCGAACAAUUAUUACCUGUUCUACUAAAAGAACCUCAACCAAUUGAAUUGAUAAAAACUGUCAAGAAAAUGCAACAACAUACAGAAAAACCUCUAAAAAACAAUGGUAGACCAUCAGCAAAAAAUAAUCGAAAAGCGUUUGAUAGUAAAACGGAAAUAAUAACUACCGAUGAUUUCGAUAAAAAACAUCAUCAUCAUCAUCAUCGUCAUCAUCACCGUCAUGGACAUAGUUCUCAUCAUCACCGUCAUGGACAUAGUUCUCAUCAUCACCGUCAUGGUUCUCAUCACCGGCAUGAUUCUCACCACCAGCACCACCAUCAUCAUCGUCCUCAUCAUCAUCAUCAUCGCCAUCGUCGUUAUUCAUAUUCUCCAUAUUCUGAAUAUUCAGAUUAUUCACAUGAUUUUCAUCGAGAUUAUCAUCAUAAUCAAUCAGUUAAAUUACCACGAAUUAUAACACCACGACCACUAAAAAUUAUAACACCUACACCAUCAAAAAUCAAUACAUCAAUCUAUCGUGAUAUUGGUAUUAAUACAGGAAAUGAAACAAAAAUAAUGCGAGAUUCAAGUGUAACAGUUGAUUUCGUUGAUGUACCAAAUAUUGCUGAUAAACGUCUUGAACAAAUUCCUGUUGUUCGUCGUACAAUUAUUGUUGAACCUUAUCCAGCACAACCAAGUUCACAAAUUAUUGUUAAACCACGUACAGAUAUGAUUGGAAAAGUACGUUUAGGAAAAAAUAUUAAACUUAAUGGUAAUGAUGAAACAAUUGUUUAUCCAUCAACGUCAUUUACAACAAAAAAAAUAAAGAAAAAGAAAACAAAUAUGAUUAAUAAUAAUAUUAUUGAUGAUUUACAUUUAGAUGAUAUUAGCGAUGAUGAUGAUGAUGAUGAUAAGAAGAAGAAUGGAAGUAGUAAAACAAAAAUAUUUAAAAACAUAACAAGACAAAAAAUAAAAAAUGCUUUUUAUAAUUAA